Molecule: messenger RNA, 747 nt
Organism: Arachis ipaensis
Lineage: Eukaryota; Viridiplantae; Streptophyta; Magnoliopsida; Fabales; Fabaceae
Product: early nodulin-like protein 3
Cellular component (GO): plasma membrane
Molecular function (GO): electron transfer activity
Source: RefSeq, a predicted model, not a curated record
CUCAUUUCCUUAAUUAUAUUAUAUGUAUUAACUUCAAUAUUCAUACUACAAGUCUACAACUUUAGUACUAAUUCCAUAAGUGUUUCAUGUAAUUAUGACAUUUCUUGGUCUUCUCCUUUUACCGUUGCUUCUUAGCUUCUUAUCAUCUCAAGCAUUAGCAAGGAAAUUUGAUGUUGGUGGCAGAGAUGGUUGGGUUGUGAAACCUUAUGAAAACUACAAUCAUUGGGCACAGAGGAAUAGAUUUCAAGUAAACGACACUCUUCAUUUCAAAUAUAUAGAAGGGUCUGAUUCAGUGUUGGCAGUGAAAGAGGAGGACUACAAUUCUUGCAACACCAAUAGUCCCAUGGAAAAGAUGGAUGAUGGGGACUCCAUUUUUCAUUUGAACAAUUCAGGUCCAUUUUUCUUUAUUAGUGGCAGCACUCAAAACUGUCAGAAUGGCCAAAAGCUUUUCAUCAUCGUUAUGGCUGUUAGACACCAUAAUCCUCCUCCACCCACUCCGGUUGCGCCGUCAUCCGAGGCACCGAGCUUGCCACCUCAGCAAAUUGACCCAUUCAGCUUCAGUUCCCCUGGUCCUUCUCCAUCUAAUGAACCAUCAAGCUCUACAAGAUUUGGUGGUUUUAGUACAAGUGUGGGAGUGGGAGUUUGGGUGAUUUUGAUAUUCACUAGCUUUAUAGAGCUAGUUUAGUUUUUAAUAUGCUGUUAUGUGACUUAUGAUUCCAUAUUAAAUAAAUAUCUUCCUUUAAUCUA